AUGUGAGUUACCCACAGGACCAGAAUGGAGAUGAUACCCCAGUAUGACCUGUCCAGACUGCCAGAAAACACGGCACUGAAGCAGCAAACGUUGCCUACCCAGCAGCUGAAUUUAUCUGCCUCGGUGGUCCUGUCUAUCUUUUUCACCACAGGAGGAUUCUGCCUCGCCACAGGCAUUAUCCUUCUAUUGUCUGCAAAGAGCACCAAGAAAAUUGAGAUAAAUUACACAAACACGUGUGCAAAUUGCGCCCAGCUACGGAAAGAUAGUUCUAAUUUUGACAAAGCAUGCAACUGCUCUCUUCCCUUUUACCUUCCAGAGAAAAUGGAGGGUGAUGUUUAUAUGUACUACAAAUUGUAUGGUUUCUAUCAGAAUCUCUAUCGAUAUAUUUUAUCAAGAAGCAAUACCCAAUUGGUGGGUAAGGAUAUUUGGGAUACUACAAACUGUUCUCCAUUCCAAGUGUCCUACAAUGGCACUCCCAUCAUUCCUUGCGGUGCAAUUGCCAACAGCAUAUUCAAUGAUACCAUAACUCUUUCAUACAUCCUGGAUUCGUCUACACAGAUAGAAGUCCCAAUGCUAAAGAGUGGGCUUACAUGGUGGACAGAUAAGUAUGUCAAAUUUCGGAAUCCACAAUCCAGUAACUUUACUAGUACAUUUGCAGGAAGUGCAAAGCCUCCGCACUGGGCCAAACCUAUCUAUGAACUGGAUCUAGAUGACCCAGGAAACAAUGGCUUUGUCAAUGAGGACUUCAUUGUGUGGAUGCGGACGGCUGCAUUUCCCACUUUCAAAAAACUGUACCGCCGGCUGCACCGCGUGCACUUCUUCGCAGAGGGCUUGCCUGCCGGUAACUACAGCUUGAGUAUCUCCUACAAUUUCCCAGUAACCAUGUUCCAAGGAGAAAAAUCUGUUGUCCUUUCUACCCUGACAUGGAUCGGGGGAGGGGCCCUUUUCUUGGGGCUUACAUACACAGUGACAGGGGCACUGACACUGCUGGCCUCUUUCGCCAUCCUGACGAUUCACUUGAUACUGAAAAGGGGUAAACUGGAUUUCGUGUAG
Apodemus sylvaticus (European woodmouse) is the source of this 1053-nucleotide messenger RNA. Its product is annotated as cell cycle control protein 50C. Lineage: Eukaryota; Metazoa; Chordata; Mammalia; Rodentia; Muridae. Bases 25 to 1053 code for a protein of 342 amino acids. Gene Ontology annotation, cellular component: plasma membrane; endoplasmic reticulum; Golgi apparatus. The transcript is spliced from 7 exons. The record is from RefSeq and is a predicted model, not a curated record. Gene Ontology annotation, biological process: phospholipid translocation.